Messenger RNA from Poecile atricapillus (Black-capped chickadee), 1949 nucleotides. RefSeq names its product tRNA methyltransferase 5 (gene TRMT5). Gene Ontology annotation, cellular component: cytoplasm; mitochondrial matrix. Gene Ontology annotation, biological process: tRNA N1-guanine methylation; mitochondrial tRNA methylation. NCBI's taxonomy places the organism in Eukaryota, Metazoa, Chordata, Aves, Passeriformes, Paridae. The record is from RefSeq and is a predicted model, not a curated record. The coding region runs from base 324 to 1727 and encodes 467 amino acids. The transcript has 5 exons.
GAAAGGCUGGGCGAGGCGCCCCGUGCCAUGGUGGUGGGUGUUCGGUCACAGUUCCACUCCAUGAUUCCAGGAGUCUUUUCCAGCCUAUUCCAUUCUCUCAUUCUGAGAACCACGCCACCCAUUUCCACCCCCAGGAAAAUGUCCCAGGAAAAGCACGGGGGUGCUCAGGCCUGUGGAUGAGGGGAUUUCUCCUGUGCAGCAGACGUGAGGAAUGCAGUGUGUCUUGAAGAAGGACUUUUUGGAGAUUGGGAUACUGUGCCAGACUACUGAAAACUAAUCAUUUUAGGACAGCUGCAUCAAAUACAUCAUUUCCAGCAGUUUGGAUGUUAUUGGCACAACAUUCUGGCAGAAUACCUGGGCUCUUUGUAGUAGUUAAAAAAAAUACUUUCUUCACAAUGCCCGAAACUGUGGAGGAUAAAACUAAUCCAGAACUGUAUUUGCCACAUCCUGGAGUGCGUGGGAUGACACUGCUCAACAGAGAGGCUUUCAAAAGGACAGUGGUUCUUCCAGCUCUUAAAGUCAAGAAGGAAAUUGUGCAUAGUGUGCUGAAGUCUCUAAAACAAUCAGUACUGCAACGUCCCGGCCUCAAACGGGUGGUGGAGGAUCCAGAGGAUGAGGACAGUAGAUUUGUUAUCCUGGAUCCUCACAAAGUUCCGGAAUUCUCAUUAGGAGAGUCAGAGCAGCAGGUUUUGAAACAGCUCAGUGUCCAUCCUGAAGUGACCAAGUACCACCUGGAGCUGACCUAUGAGAAUUUCAAGUCAGAGGAGAUCCUGCGAGCUGUCCUUCCCGAAGGUCAAGAGGUCACCUCUGGAUUCAGCCGUGUUGGCCACAUUGCUCAUUUGAAUCUCAGGGAUCACCAGCUGCCCUAUAGACACUUGAUUGGCCAGGUUAUAAUGGACAAGAAUCCAGGAAUUAGCUGUGUAGUGAAUAAAACCAGUAUUAUUGACAGCACAUACAGGAAUUUUGAAAUGGAAGUGCUUGCUGGAGAGAACAACCUGGUGACCAAGGUCAAAGAAAAUAACAUUUCCUAUGAACUGGACUUUUCCAAAGUGUACUGGAACCCGCGCCUGUCCACAGAGCACAGCCGUAUAGUGGAGCUGCUGAAGGCCGGCGACGUCCUCUUCGACGUCUUUGCUGGCAUCGGACCUUUCGCCAUCCCAGCAGCCAAGAGAAAGUGCCGAGUGUUUGCCAACGACCUCAACCCCGAGUCCUACACCUGGCUCCUGCACAACUGCAAGCUCAACAGAGUGGACACCAAGGUAAAGGCGUUCAACAUGGACGGCAGGGACUUCCUGCGGGGGCCGGUGAGGGAGGAGCUCAGCAAAGAGCUCCCGCUCCUGAAAGAAGAACAGAAAACCGCUUUCCACAUAGUGAUGAAUUUGCCAGCUCUGGCUGUGGAGUUUCUGGAUGUUUUCAGGCACCUCUUGGUUGGGGAGCCCUGCAGCCCUGCUGGCCUUCCCACUGUGCACUGCUACGGGUUCUCCAAACACAGCAACCCAGCCAGAGACAUUCAGGAGCGAGCAGAAGCUGUGCUGGGAACCUCCUUGGCUGGACGCUGUUCCACUUUCCUGGUCAGGAACGUGGCGCCCAACAAGGAGAUGCUGUGCCUCAGUUUCCAGAUCCCAGCAGAUGUGCUCUACAAGAGGCCCUGCCCUGACGAAGCAAAACCAGCCUCGAAACGUCUGUGUACCAGCCAAGAUUCUUCAGAAGAGAAGCUACUGAGUUGAAGACCAGAGCUGUGGUGACUACCUUAAUUUGUGUAAAGGAUAUUUGGGGUUUUACUCCAUGAGUUAUAAGGAGCAGACCUGUGUUCCCAUCAAGUUGCAGCUUUCCUCUGGGAGUCUUGCUUCCUGCAGUCACCUUUUUUUCUCAUUGUGGGAUCGAUUGAAAUUGUUAUCACUACAAAAAAUUAAAACUUUAUUCUCUUAUAAUAAAUGUGUUUUGGUACU